Salvelinus fontinalis (brook trout) is the source of this 5560-nucleotide messenger RNA. RefSeq names its product PHD finger protein 21Ab (gene phf21ab). The record is from RefSeq and is a predicted model, not a curated record. Bases 324 to 2948 code for a protein of 874 amino acids. Gene Ontology annotation, biological process: negative regulation of transcription by RNA polymerase II. Gene Ontology annotation, cellular component: histone deacetylase complex. Gene Ontology annotation, molecular function: chromatin binding. Lineage: Eukaryota; Metazoa; Chordata; Actinopteri; Salmoniformes; Salmonidae. The transcript has 19 exons.
UUGAGCGCAUUGAUAACGGUUGUGCUCAGGCUGUGGUGAAUGAGAUUGAAGAAGAGUUCUUGUUUUGUAUCUCAGUUUCUCUCUUUUUGGACAAAUUUUAUUUAAACAAAUAAAAAUAUACUACGGAGAUCUCAGACUCUAAUCAAUGGAGGGUAUUUUAAUAUUUACAUCAUAAUUGUAUCGGAUAUUCGGUAGAGCGGUAUUGGGUUGUUUUGUAAAUAUUUAUUUAAUAAAUUUCUGAGGAGAGAAGGACUGCUGCUGAGUAGAGUGGAGGGGAGUCGGAGAGAUUGGAGACCAGUCACACUGCCAGGUGCGGCUCUUUAAUGCUUCAAUUGGAUGGUAUUCAACCUGGAGACGGUGUGAAGGCUGAACGUUUCCCCGGACUGAUUGGCACACUGACUGGCUCAAUGAUGGAACUACAAACAUUACAGGAGGCCCUGAAAGUGGAAAUUCAAGUCCAUCAGAAACUGGUCGCCCAAAUGAAACAGGACCCACAGAAUGCUGAUCUGAAGAAGCAGCUCCACGAACUUCAGGCUAAGAUCACAGCGCUUAGCGAGAAGCAGAAAAAGGUGGUGGAGCAGCUGAGGAAGGACCUGCUGGUGAAACAGGAGCCGGAGGUGAAGGUUCAGGUGCUGGCUACAGACAAACACGUCCUCCAGAUCCCCUCCUCCACUACUCUGCAGGCCCUACAGCAGACCACACACAGCCAGGCCCUGCAGCAGAAGACGCUGACAGUCACCCCAGUCAUCUCCACUAAGACUCUACCUGUAGUGCUGAAAGCUGCCACUCCCACCAUGCCUUCCUCUGUUGUGGCGCAGCGCCCUGCCAUGGUCGCUGCCAUCAGCCAUGCCUCCAAGCCUAGUAUCGUCAACUCCAAUUCCCAGAACACACCAGUGAACCUUCAGGUGGCUAGCAAAUUGACCAAUCAGUGUUUUGAGCCCGUCCGACUGGUGUCGAAGAAUGCACUUGUGGUGCAGGCCACCACCACCCCCACCUCAGCACAGCCAAUCAAAGUUCCUCAGUUUGUCCCUCCUCCUAGACUGACGCCUCGACCCACCUUUCAACCACAGGUCCGGCCGAAGCCCGCCACGCCCAAUAACAACGUGCCAAUCGCCCCGGCACCCCCUCCGGCCAUGAUGGCGGCGCCCCAGUUGCUCCAGCGGGGCCCGGUGAUGCUGACCACCAAGUUGAGCUCCUCCUCGCUGACCUCCAGCACCGGGCCCAUCCACCAGGUGCGCAUUGUCAACGGCCAGCCAUGUGCUUCCGCUGGCGCCAAAAGUGGCCAGCACACAGGCACUGUGACAGGCAUCGUUAUCACGGCCCCGGCAUCGGCACGCCUCACCACCCCCAAGCAGACACUGCAGAUCAGCAGCCUCUCCUCAGACACCAAGGCUGUUAAAGCUCACAGGGGAUUGGAGCAGAAAAUGUUGACAAGCAGCACCCCUCCUCUGUCUCCAGCACCCAGACCGAAGAGAGAGGACAAUCCUCAGAAACUUGCCUUUAUGGUUGCCCUCGGACUUGUCACCCAUGACCAUAUGGAAGAAAUUCAAAGCAGGAGGCAGGAGCGUAAGCGAAGAACAACGGCGAACCCGGUGUACAGUGGAGCUGUGUUUGAGCCCGAGAGGAAGAAGAGUGCAGUGACCUACCUAAACACUCCGCUCCACCAGGGAACCAGAAAGCGAGGUCGCCCACCCAAAUACAGCAGUGUUCCGGAACUGGGCAGCCACACCCCGACCUCCCCCUCCAGCUGUCUCACUGCUUCCCUGGUCCCCGAGCGGCCCAACACGGGGGGGAGAUUCCCCUUCCAUGUCCACCCCCACCACUCUCUCCCCCUGCCCAGCCCCAGCUCUGGGGAUGGAGACAUCCAUGAGGAUUUCUGCACUGUGUGCAGACGCAGUGGCCAGUUGCUCAUGUGUGACACAUGCUCACGUGUCUAUCACCUGGACUGCCUGGACCCACCCCUGAAAACCAUUCCUAAAGGCAUGUGGAUCUGUCCAAAAUGUCAAGACCAGAUACUGAAAAAAGAAGAUGCAAUUCAAUGGCCGGGAACAUUGGCUAUUGUUCAUUCCUACAUCGCCUAUAAAGAAGCUAAAGAAGAGGAGAAACAAAAGCUAAUUAAGUGGAGUGCUGAGCUGAAACUGGAGCGGGAGCAGUUGGAACAAGGGGUCAAACAACUCAGCAACUCUAUAACGAAAUGCAUGGAGACCAAAAACACCAUCCUGUCUCGACAGAAAGAAAUGCAAGUUUCGUUGGAGAAGGUCAAACACCUUGUCCGCCUCAUUCAGGCUUUCAGUUUCAGUCAAACCAUGGAGACCGAGGGUACAGGUGACAUCACAGAAGAUGUUACAAAGAACAUCACGAGGGCCAAGGAUGCAAUUGUCCCAACUGAAAAUGCUGUGGACACAGUCAACACAGAGGCUGUAGCAGAAGUCAAUAUCCAGUCUGUGUAUGGGGUGAAGGCCAAGGUCACAGCACAGGACAGCAGCGAUGUUGAAGCCGGAAAGGAGGAGGUUGUAGCUGAUGUUACCAUCAAGACGGUAGCAGGAGUUAGUGCUGAGCCUGUUGCCGGGGUCAGCACCGUGGCUACAGUGGACAGCCGUGUUGAACCCGUGGCUGAGGUCAACACCGCUGAGGAAGUGACUGAGGCCGAGAUGAAAGCCACAGCAGUGGUCAGUGCAGAGGACUCUACUGGGGUCACGACCAAUGGCACCACUGACCUUGUGUGUACUGACGAGAGCUGUACUAACAAGGAUGAGAGCUGUACUAGCAACACAAACACCAACCCUGAGAACAAGGUCACCACCACUAACAACACAGAGCAGGUGGAAGAAGAGGAACAGGAAGAGAACACAAACGAUGAUGGCAGCAGCACCAACAACAGCAAAACCUCAGAACCUUCCCAGAAAUCUUUGCCAGCUCUUCUCGACAGUUUGGACAAUAAAGAGUAACACUCUUAGAUCGACCCCACCACCACAUUAAAAAAUGACUUUGCUUUCAGCUUUGAAAGGUGCCCGACGUUGCCAAUCUAUAUAAAUGUUACUUGUUUUCAAUGUAUUGUCAGACUGUGUCAAUAGUAAAUCUACAGCCCGAGUCUGAGAUUGCUCUUGGAUGCUGUAGGCUAUUAUACCCCAAGCAUGGGUGAAAGGGUGGUUUGUGUACCAGUGUCAUGCCAAUUAAGGAUAGAAAGAAUAGUAGUAAUGCUAAAAGCAAGAUAAUUUAUAACAUCACACCAUUGUGUGCCUGCAACAGCUGCCCUCAGAACUCUUGUGGGGGUUGUUUUUUUUAGGUUGUCUUUUGUUCCUGGGGAGGCAGGUUAGAGAUGUCCAAAGACUGCUGCACCGAGAACGUGGUUCUCUGGCAUUAACUGAGAGAAACAUCAAACCAAAAGAUUGGCAAAACAGCUGAGGAUAGGGCUUUGAAAAAUUCUAAAGCAUCAGUAUUUAAGUGGGAAACAUUGAGGCGCCAGUUGAGCGUCAUUGAAAAUCAAACAUGUAAAACAAGGGAGCCUUCAGUUAUCCCAAUACCUUCCUCCCCUUUCCCCAUUCUCAACCUUACAUGACCAAUAACUAUUGACCCAUUUACACAACACCUCAGGCAAAAAAAAGCACCGUCCACCUGCUUUUGAAGUAUGAGGCAGACUGCUUAUAGAGCUUGCUGACCAGGGCCUUGCUGAGGAAGACCCAGGUAACAAAGACGGUCAUCUCAAGAGACAGUGGAGUCAGAUCACACAUGGUAGCUUAAAGUUUUCAAAUGGUGUAGGUCCAGUGCAGUGAUUUGAGUUUCAUUCGUGAGUCAGUGUCAACUGUGAGCACUAAAUGUUCAAUUGCAAUAAUGUUGCAAUGUCAAAAACAAACACACAAAAAUAUCUAUAUCUGGGGUGUGUUUCUUUUAUAGGAAAAGAUAUUCAGGUCUUCCUAGUCUUAAAAAAUAAGUGCAUUUCUGUUUCAUAAAACAGUUGUUUGUUAUUAAAUGUGUUUAACUGGCAUAGUUUAUGCAAGUAAUUAUCUUUUAAAAGAGGUGACCUUUGCAUAUUAUGAAAUGUAUGUUUUUGUUUUAAUUCUGAACUGCCAAAAUGCUAUUGUAUCCAAAUAUAGCAGGGACAUGUCCACUAACUGUAUGGAAAGAUCAAGGGAAAAAAAUUGAAUAUUCAAUACCAUCUCAGAAAUUGGCAAUACCUGGUAAAUAAGCAUGAGUGCUUAUUCAACAAUCUCAUCAAAAUAUAUUUAUUUCCUGGAAAAUGGAGAGUGUGUUGCAUCAGCCCAUUUUGGUGGUGGUAAGGAAAAAAACAAAUCCUGAGAUUAAAGCACAAGCUUCUGCAUAACAAAUGUGUGCUGAAAAGCUUUUUUGUAUGUUACAUAUAGAACAUAACAGUAUGCAUUUUGUUCAUUGUCAUGUAAUUUAUCCCCAACUUGCCAAUAUUUUUGUAUUACCCAACUUAUCUUUGAGGGUGAGACUGAGGCCUUGUGCAGCAGAAAUUGUCUUGCUUUCCUACCCAUGAAACAUGCUUGGAUAACAGAACUAACCAACAAACCUAUCCCUAAAUACUCAAUAGAUUUGUGCUUCCACUGGUAUUUGUUUUUUAAUGCGCCAUCAACAUAUCUGUCCAAUGUUUUAUAAUUUGUGGGGCCAGUACCCAGUUUUUCCUCCACUUGUUUUCGACCAAGUUGUUCAUGAAUUGUUCAGCAACUUUUGGGGUUGGGACCAUUCAGGAGACUGGGGAUAUAUAUUAUUAGAGCAUGUGUCAGGUCUCAAUUGAAAUUAAUAUUAUUUUUUUAUGCUAUACUGUUGCGCUUUGCAGUGCACAGACGGCAACAUACAUAUCAUGUUGACGUCAAUCAAUGACCAAUCGACAUGUCUUUGGAGAAUGUUUUCUGUUUUGAAAACGGGGACUUUAAAUUCCAGAAAUUCUACAUUUCAAGGGGCUGAAUUUUCUCAACAUUGCAAUUUUUCUUUCUUAGCUAUGUUUAAAAAAAAAAAAAAAAAAAAAAGAUUUAUAAAUGCUGAGUCAAUCAAAAUACAAGUCUAUUUUUUUGCAGUUUUUUAAACAUCUUAAUGGAAGAGUUUGACCAAGAGAUGCAAUCAAGUGCAAUGGCUAUACUUUCUUGUCUUGUACUUUCUCAUAGAUUGAAUGAAAAGGUUUUUUUGCCUUCUGAGUCUCACACAGUACUCGUAAGGAUAUAUCUUCACCACGGAAACACUGCAUAAAUUGGCUGGAUGUCAAACAUUUUUCAUACUGUGUCCCUUGAAUAGAACAAAGUAUUCAGAAAUCCACUUCACAUUCAUAUGUUUUUGUCUUUGUUAAACCUGAACUUAUUUUACAGAGAAACUUGACCUUUCCCCUUUUUAGGUACCUCGAGUGCCUUUCUUCCAACAGCAUAUUUUGUCUCUUGACUUGCACUGUGGCUUGUAUUAUUACCUUACUACACACAAACACACUUGUCUAGCUCUUGUCCUAUGUUUUCCCCAUGUGAUUUCAUAUCCGCCCACAAAACUUUGAAUCUUCAGCAAACAUAUGCAUCUGAAUUAUAGAGCACAAUUUGAAUCUGCAUAAUGAAGAGAA